CGAGCACUACCUCGGUGGUGCCCCCCAUGCGAUACAGGCGACAUCGCGCAGCCUCCCCGCCCCGCACCUGCAGGCGAGCAGCCAGCAUGAGCUUGGCAAGACGUGACCAUGAGUGCCAGGACCCUGUGAUCUGAACCGUGUCUCCAGCUGACUUCACCGCAGCGAGGCCCCGUUGAUCCUGUACCAUGGAGGACUGCCUUCACACCUCCUCUGAAAACCUCUCCAAGCUGGUGAGCUGGGCCCACAGCCACGGGACCAUCUGCAGCCUCAUCCCCAACCUCAAGCACUUGCUUUCCGAGGGGGCCCACGGCAACCUGACGGCCAUGUGGGGUUGUAGCGCUGGCCAUGCUUACCACUGGCCCCUGGCUGCCACUUGCCGGGCUGGCUCCCAGGAGCGUGUCUGCUUCCAGGACAGCCGCAGCUUCAACUCAGACAGCCCCAGCAUGCUGGGGGUGCCCUCGGAGGCACAGGCCAGCCCCCUGGAGCGCUACCCGGGCCGGCCGGGGAAGGCCAAGCUGGAUUGCACCCGCACCCGCGACUCCUGUGACUUCUCCUACUGCAGCGAGCCGUCGGAGCUGGGCGAGCCCGUGGAGGAGUAUGAGGACGAGGCCACCCUCUUCGACAUGGUCUGCGAGUCCUCUGUCACCGACGAGGACAGCGACUUCGAACCGCACCCCCACCGGGCCCCCACCGGCCCCCGCAAGCGGCCGGCUGCCGGCCUGCCCACCGCUGCCCAGGCCCAGCCCGCCGACGAGGGUGGCGGCGAGGUGCUCCUCAAGAAGAUCAAGCAGGAGCUCCCCGAGGACUACUACAUUGUGGCCAAUGCUGAGCUGACGGCCGGUGCCGACGGGCCGGCCCUGGCCCUGACGCAGAUGUCCAAGCCCAAGCCACAGCCCCAGGCCGGGCCCUCCUGCAUGGGCCCCGCCAGGGCCCUGCCCCAGCUGGUGGCCGGCCCUGACCCCGACCCCCAGCGCCUCUCCGCCUCCCCCCCUGGCCCGCCCCGGCUGGCCACGCAGAGGCCACCCCGCGGACCCCUGGCCUCCCCGGCACGAGGGGCAGGCAGUGGCCCCGUGGUUGCCCUCCAAGUGCCAGCCACCAGCUCCAACGCCACCGCCACUGCUGGGAAACCCAUAAGCAUCCCCCUGUCAGCCCUGCAGCUGCCCGGUCAGGAGGAGCCACCAGCAGCUGAGGAGAACCUCCCGCCCGCCCCUCCGCUGGUCCCGGGUGGCGAGGUGGCUGGCUCGCCCUCAGUGAGUGCCGAGCCCGAGGUCAGCUCCAGCCAGCAGCAGCCCCACGCCGUCCCCACCGCCACCCCUGAGGCGGUGGCGCAGUCGAUGCCAGACCAGGAUGAGAGAGCGGCAGAGCUCAGCAGGGAGCAGAAUGAGAAGACCAUUCGCAGCACACAGACAGCUCUCCGCAAUUUCCGAGAGUUCCUGAUCUCCAAGUACCCUUCUGAGACUCGGGAGAUCUACGUCAUCCCCUGCAAAGAGCUGGAUGCCUACCUUGCUUCCUUCUUUGUGGAUGCCAGACAAAAGGAUGGGUCUGAAUACGAGCCAAACAGUCUGGCCAACUAUCAGUGUGGGCUGGAGAGGUAUCUUAAAGAGCACAGGUAUGGAUACAGUAUUACAAGGGAUAAGGAGUUCAAGAGGUCCCAGGAAGCUCUAAAGCAAAAGCAGAUAGAGCUGAGGUGUAAAGGAAAAGGAAACAAGCCACACAAAUCCAUGAAGCUCACCUUUGCUGAUGAGCUUAUCCUGCGCAAAAGAGGCUUGUUGAGCCGGUACAAUCCUGAAGGGCUGUUGAACCUUGUCUGGCUAAACAACACUAAGGCGUUUGGACACUGCACGGGUUUCCAUGGGUCCACCCUCAAGUGGGGAGACAUCCGGCUGCGGGUGACAGAGACCGGGUUGGAGUACCUGGAGUGGAUGGGGCCAGACAAUGGAGAUGUCAAUGCCAAAAGCAAGAGAGGCGGGACGGACUCCCGGGUGUAUGCCACCCAGCACUCCCCACAGACCUGCCCCGUGCAAGACUACAAGGAGUACGCCCAGAGGCGGCCUCCAGCCAUGCGCUACGAGGACGCGCCUUUUUACCUAUCCAUCAAACCUGUUGUCAACUUGGCCGCGCUUCACUGGUACAAUUGCCAAGCCCUGGGGAAAAACAAGCUUGCCAAGAUGGUAAAGACGAUGUGCGAGAAAGGCAACAUCCCCGGUCGGAAGACCAACUUCAGCGUCUACCAGAGCUGUAGCACCCUCUCAGAAGCGCAGAGCAACCAGCUGGUGCUGAUCUGCAAUAACUUGAGCCAGCAGGCUGCCCAGUCCAUGGCCAGCCACUCCAAUACUGGCAACUUCAUAGUGUCAGCAUCCUAUGACUCUUCCUCUGACACAGCUUGAAAGAGGGAUAUCACAUGAACACUUUUUUCUUCUCCUUUUUGUUUCAAGCGUUGAAUUUGUGCCCAAUAAUACACGUCAACUGUGAUUGUACACUAUUCCCCCAUAGC
Chroicocephalus ridibundus (black-headed gull) is the source of this 2494-nucleotide messenger RNA. RefSeq names its product KIAA1958 ortholog. The record is from RefSeq and is a predicted model, not a curated record. The coding region runs from base 186 to 2387 and encodes 733 amino acids. The transcript is spliced from 3 exons. NCBI's taxonomy places the organism in Eukaryota, Metazoa, Chordata, Aves, Charadriiformes, Laridae.